Thlaspi arvense is the source of this 1269-nucleotide messenger RNA. NCBI's taxonomy places the organism in Eukaryota, Viridiplantae, Streptophyta, Magnoliopsida, Brassicales, Brassicaceae. The record is from the annotation of a GenBank genome assembly.
CGUCAACAUUUAAAUCGAAAAGGAAAACAUAAUUGACAUCGGAAAUCUCAAAAGACAAAUCGUUGGCAUUUUGUGUAAUUAUGUUAGAUUGAAAAGGGUAAAUUGUCAUCAACUCGGACAGUUUAUAUACAACCAGUCAUCUUCCAUCGGAAGAACGUCCGUCCGGCCGCUAUCUGCCGCCGGCGAUACUCUCUCUCUCUAUCUCUCUGUCUACCUCUCUUUCCUCUCUGCCUUUUUUUUCUCCGGCGGUCAGAGAAAUUUGAGGAGUAUGAUAAAUCUUUACUUGUAGUUGUGAGCAUUAAACCUUGAAAAGAAAGAGGGGGAAGAAUUUGAAAGUUAGGAAAAUGCUUUGCCGGAAAAACUCAAGCUUUGUGGAUAGAGGAAAUGUUCCGGUUUAUCUCAAUGUCUACGAUCUAACUCCCAUUAAUGGCUACGCUUACUGGCUUGGUCUCGGCGUUUACCAUUCUGGUGUUGAAGUUCAUGGUAUAGAGUAUGCUUUUGGAGCUCAUGAAUAUCCAAGUACCGGAAUUUUCGAAGGGGAACCGAAGCAAUGCGAAGGAUUUACGUUUAGGAAAACGAUUUUGAUCGGUAAAACGGAUGUUGGGCCUUUGGAAGUGAGAGCUACAAUGGAGCAGCUUGCAGAGAACUACAAAGGAAGCUCUUACAAUCUAAUCACCAAGAACUGCAACCAUUUCUGCGACGAAGCUUGUAUUAAGUUAACCGGAAAUCCAAUUCCUAGCUGGGUUAACCGUCUUGCAAGAAUCGGAUUCAUGUGCAACUGUGUGCUUCCUGCGACCAUAAACGCGACGAAGUUUGGGAAUAACCGAAUCAAUCAAGACAAGUCAUGUGAAGCAGAAACUGAGAAGAAGAAACUGACGAGUGUAUCGAGCACAGAGAGCUCUACGAUUGCUACUCCCUCAUCGUUAUCUUCGUCUCCUUCAGUUCAAGUUCGUGGGCGAAGCAGGAAAAGGCGUCCUCGUGCUAUGCAACCUUCAUCCCCGUUGACUCUCGGAUCUUCCUCCGUUUGACUAUAAAUAAAAUCUGGAAAAAAUUAAAUUUGGUUUUCUUGGUUUUUGAUCUCUCAACUAGAGAGGCCACUCUUUCAUUUUCUGUUUUCUUUUUUUGUUUUACUUUAAUUGCUAUUGUGCUUUGUAAUCUUGUUAAUAUGCAUACCUUUUCUUUCUUCAUUGCUUGUAAUCUUAUAUACAUCUAUGUUUCAGUUUUCGGAUAUUUUUUUAACACGAUGACAGUAUAUAUCAUAAUAUCAAA